GCGGCGGAGGCUUCUUCUUCUUCGUCUUUUUCUUCUUCACGGGCUUCUAGCCUGGACGGAGCGGGAUUCCAACAUGCCGUGCUGAAAAGGACGAGGAGGCACGAGAACAGGCGCCAGUAGGGGCUGGGCUCGCGCGCCGUCCGCCCGCCCGCCCGCCUCGCCAGCGGACUAGCGAGGGGCUCGCCUUCACCUCCAUAAGGGGCGGCCGGCCCCCCACCCGCCGGCGGGACUCGCACCUCCGCACCGCGGCCAGGAGGGCUGCUGCUGAGGGGGACUCUGCCUGGGGAUCCGCCUCGACGUCGACUCCCUGCCCUGACUUCGCUCGGGGAUUUGGAUUCUGCCUUGGGACCUUGGAACUUGCAACGAGGAGGAGGAGGAGGGAGGCGGGCUUUAUUUUUUCAUUUUUUAAGGGGGGGUCUCUAUUUUUUUGGAGGGGGUCUCUAUCCCCACCACCACCACCGAAGGGGGAAGCGAUCGGGUUUUCCCCAGCGCCGGAUCCGCGUCUCUUGGGGGGGAUCCGGCGGUGACCGCGAGGAGACGAUGAAGCUGCUGGUGGCGCUGGCUUGGCUAUGCCCGGGCGCGCUGCUGGUGCUGCUCCACCUCGGCGAGGUGGCGCCGCAGCCUUGCCCGGCUCAGUGCUCCUGUUCCGGGAGCACCGUCGACUGUCACGGGCUGGCGCUGCGGAGCGUCCCGAGGAACGUCCCUCGCAACACCGAGAGGCUGGAUCUUAAUGGCAAUAAUAUCACAAGGAUCACAAAGACUGAUUUUGCUGGCCUAAGACACCUUCGAGUUCUUCAGCUCAUGGAAAACAAGAUUAGUACGAUUGAAAGAGGGGCAUUCCAGGACCUGAAAGAACUGGAGAGACUGCGUCUAAACAGAAAUAAUCUUCAAGUCCUCUCUGAGUUGCUGUUUCUUGGGACUCCAAAACUCUACAGGCUGGACCUUAGUGAAAACCAGAUUCAUGCCAUUCCUAGAAAGGCUUUCCGUGGAGCUGUAGACAUUAAAAACCUGCAACUGGAUUACAACCAGAUCAGCUGCAUUGAAGAUGGGGCGUUUAGGGCUCUCCGUGAUCUGGAAGUGCUCACUCUCAACAAUAACAACAUCACACGACUCUCAGUGGCAAGUUUCAACCAUAUGCCUAAACUCAGAACCUUCCGACUACACUCCAACAACCUUUACUGUGAUUGCCAUCUAGCCUGGCUCUCCGAUUGGCUACGCCAGCGACCUCGGGUUGGACUAUACACUCAGUGCAUGGGCCCCUCACACUUGAGGGGUCACAAUGUAGCUGAGGUUCAAAAACGGGAAUACGUCUGCAGUGGUCAUCAGUCUUUUAUGGCUCCCUCCUGCAGCGUCUUGCACUGUCCUUCUGCAUGUACCUGUAGUAACAACAUUGUGGACUGCCGAGGGAAGGGCCUUUUGGAAAUCCCAACUAAUCUGCCAGAAACCAUCACAGAAAUGCGGUUGGAACAAAAUUCAAUCAAGGUCAUCCCCCCUGGAGCUUUCUCACCAUAUAAAAAACUUAGAAGAAUUGAUCUGAGCAACAAUCAGAUCUCAGAGGCUGCACCAGAUGCAUUUCAGGGUCUACGCUCACUAAAUUCACUUGUUCUCUAUGGAAACAAAAUCACAGAACUUCCCAAAGGCCUAUUUGAAGGACUUUUCUCGCUACAGUUGUUAUUAUUAAAUGCUAACAAGAUAAAUUGCCUGCGAGUCGAUGCUUUCCAAGACCUGCACAACUUGAACCUCCUCUCAUUGUAUGAUAAUAAACUUCAAACUAUUGCAAAGGGCACCUUUUCUCCACUCCGAGCAAUUCAGACCCUGCAUUUGGCUCAGAACCCAUUUAUUUGUGACUGCCAUCUGAAGUGGCUGGCGGAUUAUCUCCAUACAAACCCUAUUGAAACCAGUGGUGCUCGGUGCACCAGCCCCCGCCGUCUGGCAAACAAAAGGAUUGGCCAAAUCAAAAGCAAGAAAUUUCGCUGUUCAGGCACCGAAGAUUACAGAUCCAAGCUAAGCGGAGAUUGCUUUGCAGACCUGGCUUGUCCUGAAAAAUGCCGUUGUGAAGGAACAACUGUUGACUGCUCCAAUCAAAAGCUCAGCAAAAUUCCUGACCAUAUUCCUCAGUAUACAGCAGAACUGCGACUCAACAACAAUGAAUUUACAGUGUUGGAGGCUACAGGGAUCUUUAAGAAGCUUCCUCAACUACGUAAAAUAAAUCUGAGCAAUAAUAAAAUCACAGAUAUUGAAGAAGGAGCAUUUGAAGGAGGAUCGGGUGUAAAUGAGCUGUUGCUCACCAGUAACCGGCUGGAGAAUGUGCGCUACAAAAUGUUCAAAGGACUUGAAAGUCUCAAAACUUUGAUGCUAAGGAGCAAUCGCAUCAGCUGCGUGAGUAAUGACAGUUUCACAGGCCUGAGUUCUGUUCGAUUACUAUCCUUAUACGAUAACCAAAUAACCACAAUUGCUCCUGGUGCAUUUGACACGCUUCAUUCCUUGUCUACACUAAACCUCUUAGCCAACCCUUUCAACUGCAACUGUCACUUAGCAUGGCUGGGAGAAUGGCUGCGGAAAAAGCGCAUUGUAACGGGCAACCCCCGCUGCCAGAAACCCUACUUCCUGAAAGAAAUUCCUAUACAGGAUGUUGCCAUUCAGGACUUCACUUGUGACGACGGAAAUGAUGACAACAGCUGCUCUCCACUCUCCCGCUGCCCUGCAGAAUGUACUUGCCUAGAUACUGUGGUUCGCUGCAGCAACAAAGGUCUAAAGACUUUGCCAAAAGGCAUCCCCAAAGAUGUAACUGAACUUUAUUUGGAUGGAAACCAGUUUACCCUUGUCCCCAAAGAACUUUCAAACUACAAGCACUUGACUCUUAUAGAUUUAAGUAACAACAGAAUCAGCACCCUUUCUAACCAGAGCUUCAGCAACAUGACUCAGCUGCUUACUUUAAUUCUGAGCUACAAUCGUCUCAGAUGUAUCCCAGCACGAACAUUUGAUGGCUUGAAAUCGCUCAGGCUGCUGUCUCUACACGGCAAUGAUAUUUCUGUUGUACCUGAAGGUGCUUUUAAUGAUCUUUCAGCAUUAUCCCAUCUUGCAAUUGGAGCAAAUCCACUUCAUUGUGACUGUAAUAUGCAGUGGCUAUCUGAUUGGGUAAAGUCAGAAUACAAAGAGCCAGGCAUAGCCCGGUGUGCUGGACCUGGGGAAAUGGCUGACAAACUGCUUCUCACCACUCCAUCUAAAAAAUUCACUUGUCAAGGUCCUGUGGAUGUCAGUAUUCUGGCCAAAUGUAGUCCCUGCUUAUCAAACCCAUGCAAAAAUGAUGGAACUUGUAAUAACGACCCUGUCGAUUUCUACAGAUGCUCCUGUCCCUAUGGCUUCAAGGGCCAGGACUGUGAUGUUCCAAUUCAUGCCUGCAUUAGCAACCCUUGUAAACAAGGAGGGACCUGUCACUUAAAAGAAGGUGAAAAGGAUGGAUUUUGGUGUGCCUGUGCAGAUGGAUUUGAAGGUGAAAACUGUGAAGUGAAUGUCGAUGAUUGUGAAGAUAAUGAUUGUGAAAAUAACUCAACCUGUGUUGAUGGAAUUAACAACUAUACUUGCCUAUGUGCUCCCGAGUACACAGGUGAGCUAUGUGAAGAGAAGCUGGAUUUCUGUGCCCAAGACCUGAACCCCUGUCAGCAUGACUCAAAGUGCAUCCUAACACCCAAAGGAUACAAAUGCAACUGCACACCAGGCUAUAUAGGAGAUCACUGUGAGGUUGACUAUGACGACUGCCAAGACAACAAGUGUAAAAAUGGAGCGCAGUGUACUGAUGCGGUGAAUGGUUAUACAUGCAUAUGCGCUGAAGGGUACAGCGGACUGUUCUGUGAGUUUUCACCACCAAUGGUCUUGCCUCGCACCAGCCCAUGUGAUAAUUAUGAGUGUCAAAAUGGAGCCCAGUGCAUCAUCAAGGCCAAUGAGCCAAACUGCCAAUGUUUGUCAGGCUACCAGGGGGAUAAAUGCGAGAAGCUGGUCAGCAUAAAUUUUGUAAAUAAAGAAUCCUACCUGCAGAUUCCUUCAGCAAAGAUUCACCCCCAGACCAAUAUCACUCUUCAGAUCGCCACAGAUGAGGAUAGUGGAAUCCUACUGUAUAAAGGUGACAGAGACCAUAUAGCUGUGGAACUGUACCGUGGACGAGUGAGGGUCAGUUAUGAUACAGGAUCAUAUCCAGCCUCUGCCAUUUACAGUGUUGAGACAAUCAAUGAUGGAAACUUCCAUAUAGUUGAGUUACUGGCCAUGGAUCAGAUUCUGUCUUUGUCUGUUGAUGGAGGAAGUCCCAAAAUCAUCAGCAACUUAUCUAAACAAUCCACUUUGAAUUUUGACUCCCCGCUCUAUGUAGGAGGCAUGCCUAUGAAGAACAAUGUUGCUGCCCUGCGCCAGUCUCCAGGUCAAAAUGGCACCAGUUUUCAUGGCUGCAUCCGUAAUCUAUACAUCAAUAGUGAACUGCAGGACUUUAGGAAUGUCCCACUGCAAGUUGGAAUUCUGCCAGGCUGCGAACCCUGUCAUAAGAAAAUGUGUGUCCACGGGACCUGCCACGUGACUAGCCAAUCAGGCUUUGCUUGUGAAUGUGAUGGAGGAUGGACUGGCCCACUCUGUGAUCAGCAAGCCAAUGAUCCUUGCUUAGGAAAUAAGGACAUGCGGGAGUCCUCUGUGACGAGGAUGAAGAACUGCUUAACCCCUGCCAGUCCAUCCGAUGUAAACACGGUAAAUGCAGGUUUUCAGGCCAUGGGAAACCGUAUUGCGAGUGCAGCAGCGGAUACACUGGGGACGGCUGCGAUAAAGCCAAAUCCAAUGAUUCUGCUCCUAGUUUUAUCACAAACUCUACUUUUGACCUCUCAUCUUCAACUGAUUUAUCACAGCGAAUUAUACAGAAAUCUCUUGUCGAGGCGAACGAAUCAGAGAUUACUUCCAAAAGCAGCAAGGUUAUGCCGCGUGCCAGACGACCAAGAAGGUAUCGAGACUAGAAUGCAAAGGAGGGUGUUCGAGUGGGCAGUGCUGUGGACCAUUGAGGAGCAAGAGGCGGAAAUAUUCUUUUGAAUGCACUGACGGGUCCUCAUUUGUGGACGAGGUCGAGAAGGUGGUGAAGUGCAGCUGUACAGAGUGCCCCUCCUAAACAUGCCCUAUUUCGCUCCACUUUUGUCUUUUUUUUUUUUAAUGUUGUAUACUUAUUGACCGUGUCUUGGACUAAUUAACGCUUCAUAGUGGAAAUAUUUGAAAUAUAUUGUAAAAUACAGAACAGACUUAUUUUUAUUAUGAGAAUAAAGACUUUUUUUCUUCAACUGCAACAAAACAAAAAUAAAGUGCUUGAACUGAGACUUCUUGUUCCCAAGAGGAGUUUUGAAGGAAAAGAGAGAAAAAAACAAUAAAAAUACCUGGUAACAUUUCAACAGUGAUGGAAAACCUAACAACUUUUAACAUCAGCCCUUCUUUGUAACAUUCUGAAGAUAUACAGGCACUUUGCUCAAGGGACUUUCAACCCUACAAUCUUAUUGAUGAAAAAUCAACCCCAGAGUCUGCUUUCUUUUUUUACUUCCUUAACUAGUUUUUCAUUGUCGUCGUUUUUGGUUUUACUCUCUUGACAAGGUCAUAUCAAACUCUUCCAGGGCGUGCAAUGAAAAGGCACAAGGUGAACAGAAAUCUUUUUUGUGCAAAUUUAUAUUACGCGUUUUGUACGGCAUAAAAUAAUCAAGUCGGGGAAAAUGAGACAUCUUGCCUCCUUAACAGAAGAGAAUUCACCAUAACCCUAAAAAAUCUCCUGAUAUAUUCUUUUAUGUCGGCAUGUUAGCAAAAGAAGAAAUUGAAUGAGUGUUUUAUCUACCCUCUUCCAGUAUUAAUUUUUUUUGUAAUAUAAAAGUUAAGGGGAGGAUAAAAAAAUAGAUUAUUGUUGGGAAAAUUAGGUAUAAUAUGGAGUUUUGUUUUUUAUGAGUUCUGAGCAACUCUAUACAGUAUUCGGUUUAUUGAGAAAUAUUUAUUGUAUCAAAGUACACUGUACUUAACAUUUAGGCCACCCCUUUUACUGUUUUUUUCUCAAUGCUUUAAUAUAUAUUAAUUUAUAUUUGUCCUGAUAUUUUUGUAUUUCCUGUUGUUGUUGGGGUUUUGUUUUGUUUUUUAAAAGAAGACUUAAUCAGGAUAGUUGCAAUAGGACUAACAUGGCAUGUUCUCACAGGGUAAAUAGAUUUGGUCUGGGGUUUUUUUCCCCCUCCUUGGCAACCUAUCAUCUGCCUGGUGUCACUCAAAGAACUGGAUGCCAGAAGCAACAACAGGUUGUGGUUUUCAUGAUAGCAGGGGCAUCUCCCAAGUCCUUGUAACGAGUGAGUGAAAGAGUCUUUACAGUAGAUGGCAAAUGUAUAGAAGUGAGCCUUUCCCUGGUAUACAUUGCUUUGCAGAAAAUGAAAUGAUGUGUAGAAACUGACACUAGAAAAGUAGACCUUUGCAAGCUAAUAUUCCCUUGGAGUUCCUUCCCUUUAAAUUUUUAAAAAAGAGGCUGUAUUACCAAGAACUGUGACUUUUCCCAAAUAUUAAAACUACUUUACUUGUCCUAAUGUUUCCCUUUGUUAACAGUUUUUGCUGCUAAAUCACAAUAUAGAAUUGGUAAUAAUUCUUCAUAGUUGGUUGUGUCCUUUUUUCCAGUAAAUCUCGGGGUACCCCGUAAUGGGGGUGUUUUUUUUCAAUUUUUUUAAAAAAGAAAAAGUUAGAUGUACAUGUGUAAUACGGUGUUUCUUUGUCUUAUUUGGACUGAUAUCAGUACCUUUACUGAUGUUUGUAAAUUAAACAGAUAUUUACUUCA
This is a messenger RNA of Zootoca vivipara (common lizard), 6811 nucleotides long. The record is from RefSeq and is a predicted model, not a curated record. Lineage: Eukaryota; Metazoa; Chordata; Lepidosauria; Squamata; Lacertidae.